Molecule: messenger RNA, 864 nt
Organism: Symbiodinium natans
Lineage: Eukaryota; Dinophyceae; Suessiales; Symbiodiniaceae
Source: the annotation of a GenBank genome assembly
AUGGCGGGCCACGAGGAGUCUGGGCUUCAAGGAUGCAGGUCCAUGCUGCAGGGCAUCCUGAGGCUGCUUCGGAACCCUCUCAAACUCCCAGCCGUCGACGAUGAGCGCCCCUGGUUGUUUCCCCUGCAACCGGUGUCUGCAGAUGAAGAUGAGGAGCAGCUAGGUACCAUGCCAGGGAGGGCGGUGGGCCUGUCCUGCCGAGCGAACGUGGAGGCUCUGGACUUGAAGCUCUUCUGGAAGGGGCAGGGGCAGCUGAAAUGCAUCUGCUUGCUCAUGACGAAGGAGGGCAAGUACAUUCAACAUGUUUGGGAAGGUGGGAGCCGCUCUGCGGGCAUCCGGUACCGGCCACACCACCCGCGAUGCUCGCAGGAUGCUGGCGUUGGUGCUGAUGAGGAGGAUCUCUCACAGUUGGACACGGUGCUGGGGGACAGCAUUUCCUUGGACCUUGGCCGCUUGGAUGAGAACGUCUUUGCGUGCCUCUUCUCCUUGGCGGGAACGGAUGAGGGCCUGGGUUUUGCUUCUGAUGAUGCGCUGAUGCAGUUCAGGGAGCUCACGAUGGCGCUCUACUCAGCCAGCAGCCAGGAGAUGAUUUUCAGGUAUCGCCAGGGAUGCUUGCGCAAGGAGUGCAACAUCCUCACGAGCCUUUGCCUCUACCGUGGGCCCCAUCAGACAUGGCGGCUGGAGCCAAUGCGUCUCCAUCUCUAUUCCAUGCCUGCCAACAAGGUGGGUGUUGAUCCAGGCUUUGCAGCUGAGGAGAUUGCACUUUUCGUCGCUAACAAAGUACGAUGGCUGAUCAAGGACCGCUGUUGGAAAGUGGCGCGUGAGGAGCGAGGUCUACAGCUGUCAGGUAGCGAGAUGCGCUGA